AUGUACAUAUUGAGAUAUUCUUGUUGCCAGACAGUGUUACUUUACUUCCCCGCUUUAAGAAGAGCUAACAAGGCUUUUGGCAAGGUUCACGGUUCGCUGGCGCGUGCGGGGAAGGUGAGGGGUCAAACGCCUAAGGUGGCCAAGCAGAACAAGAAGAAGAAGCCCCGGGGCCGCGACUACAAGCACAUGCAGUACAACCGCCGCUUCGUCACCGCCGUUGUUGGAUUCGGUAAGAAGCGAGGACCCAACACAUCAGAGAAGUAAGCGUGAAAGGGAAGGAGGAUCGUAACUGUUUUCUUUUUCUUCAUUUGUUCCUUUUGAGGUGUUUUAGAAUGACUUGAUGGGAAAGUAAGUACUUGUAUUUGCAUUGCUAUCCAUAUAUGAAUGGUAAAGGUUGAGUACCACUCAGAUUAUGCAUUUGUGUGAUUUCGAUGUU
This is a messenger RNA of Punica granatum (pomegranate), 436 nucleotides long. Lineage: Eukaryota; Viridiplantae; Streptophyta; Magnoliopsida; Myrtales; Lythraceae. The record is from RefSeq and is a predicted model, not a curated record.